This is a messenger RNA of Haemonchus placei, 471 nucleotides long. The record is from the annotation of a GenBank genome assembly. NCBI's taxonomy places the organism in Eukaryota, Metazoa, Nematoda, Chromadorea, Rhabditida, Trichostrongylidae.
AUCGUUUGUGCUGUGGUGUACGUCAUGGCUUCGCCUUCCAUUCGGUAUCGUCAAGGUUUGAUGCCAAAUGACAAACCCAGCUGGAUGGGUUGGUCUGAGCGAAGUUCGGUGGUGCUCCUUCCUUCACAAGAGCUCAAAUUAUUUCUGCCUAGAUGGAGACCGAUCCACUGGCCUCUCAACUCUUAUGGCAUUUCUAGCCACCGCACCAUUCAAACAGUUACGAUCCGAUCGAUGCUAGCCUUUUUCAGUGUUCGUGUACGUGACAUAAAUACGGCCUUCAAAGAAUUGGGAAAGAUGUGUGGACAGCAUUUACCGAAUGCUAACGAAAAAGCUCAGACAAAACUUGGUAUCCUUCAUCAAGCUGUAUCCAUCAUCACCGCUCUCGAGGAACAGGUACGACAACGCAAUCUCAAUCCAAAAGCUGCUUGCCUCAAACGUCGAUCGGACGAGGACAAAAUCACACCGAAGUAA